AUGCCUCGUGGUCAUAAGAGUAAGCUCCGAGCUCGGCAGAAACGCCGCCAAAACAAAGCUGAGGACCCAGGUGUUAAGAGUGCUCAGCCCCCUGCAAGAGAGGAAGGAGAGGCCGCUUGCUCCUCCUCUUCUGUUUUGGGGGACGCCCCCUCAAGCUCCACUGCUGCUGGCACUCUCCAGGCACCUCAGGAUGCCCCAGCCACCACCAGUGCGGCAACAGGAGCUUCAGCUGCCUCAUGUGAAAGAUCUUCUGUAAAAGCUAAAGGCCAUGUUAGGAAAUGUAAAAGUUCUUCCGGGGCCUCAACUUCCACUAAGAAUGCUGGCCAAGAUCUUAUAAAUCAAAAGGCAAUUAUGUUAGUAGAGUACCUGCUGCAUCAAUAUAAAAAGAAUGAUCUCAUUAAAAAGGAAGACAUGCUGAAGAUCAUCCACAAGUGGUUCAGGAAGGACUUCCCUGAGAUCCUCAGGAGAGCCUCUGAGCGCAUGGAUCGGUUCUUUGGCCUGCAAGUGAAAGAAGUGAAGCCCAACGGUAAUUGCUACACCCUUGUCGACAGUGAAGAUGAGAGUGUGAGCAGCGGCUUCAGAUUUCCUAACAAAGGGAUCCUGAUGCCUCUCCUGGCUGUGAUCUUCUUGAAUGAUAACCAUGCCUCUGAGAAGGAGAUCUGGGAAUUCCUGGAUGAUUUGGGCAUCUAUGAUGGAAAGAUUCACUUCAUUUUUGGGGAGCCCAGGAAGCUUAUCACCCAAGAUUUGGUGCAGGAAGAAUACCUGGUGUACCAGCCUGUGCCCAACAGUGAUCCUCCACGCUAUGAGUUCCUGUGGGGUCCAAGAGCCCACGCUGAGACCAGCAAGAUGAAAGUCCUCGAGUUUUUAGCCGAUCUCAAUGAUACCCUGCCCACUGACUACUCACCCCAUUAUGAAGAGGCUUUGCAAGAUGAGGAAGAGAGAAAGCAAGCCAGAGCCCAAGCCGCAACCAGGGAUGCCACUCCUCCCAAGGCCAGUGGUGGCUCCAGUGUAAAGCCUAAGGUUCCUAAGGUUUGA
Molecule: messenger RNA, 1035 nt
Organism: Myotis myotis
Lineage: Eukaryota; Metazoa; Chordata; Mammalia; Chiroptera; Vespertilionidae
Product: melanoma-associated antigen B2-like
Exons: 2
Coding region: 1-1035 (344 amino acids)
Biological process (GO): negative regulation of transcription by RNA polymerase II
Cellular component (GO): nucleus
Source: RefSeq, a predicted model, not a curated record